CCAAAACAGCUCCACAAAGGAACCAGCUGCAAGACAUUUCCUUGAGCUGGCAAAUCAUGUCUGCUCUUGUUUUUGCAUAAAGACUCCCAGCGCGUAGAUGUUUCCUCCUUCCAUGUCAACCUUCCUUAUUAUUCUCUCUUGACUCCUGGGUCUCUGACUCUAAAUAUACAAAUCCUUUAUUUUUGAUUUCUUUAUCCAUACAAUUUUGGAGAUUGCCAACUUACGCCACAUUCGCCGCUUGUGUUUGCUUUUUACAGCUUCAUCGUCUGGGAUAGAACUCGUCCCAGGUGGCUUCCCGACUGAUUCAGUCAAUAUGUGGAUCCGACCUUGGUCAAUAACUUCCCUUCUUUUGGCCUGGAGCCUGUUUUCACAUCACGUUGAUGGAAUAGAUGUCCUGAAAAACAAUGGCUUCACAUCGUGCCUUGAUAACUCCGAGAUCAAUGUCGAAAAAAUCAACCUAGAGUUCGACCGCACUACCAAUGACUUCAUCUUCGAUGUUGCAGGGAGUAGUUCAAAGAUCCAAAAUGUGACGGCAGUGUUGCUCGUCGAGGCUUAUGGCCAGAAAAUCACUCAAAGUUUCAAUCCCUGUGAUGAGGCAACAAAAGUCGAUCAACUAUGCCCUGUUCCUGCGGGACGAUUUACGGCCAAAGGAAGUCAAAAAAUUCCUUCCAAGUUCGCAGAGAAAAUCCCAUCCAUUGCAUUUGCAAUUCCCGACCUCCAGGCACACGCGACCAUGCUCUUAAAAUCGAAUGACGGAGGUCAGACCCUUGCUUGUAUCAGUUCAACUGUAGGCAAUGGCAAAUCAUUAGAGGCACCCGCGGUAUCAUAUGCCGCAGCUGGAGUCGUAGGGGCUGCCUUGGUAUUGUCAGGCGCCGCAGCUUUGGUGGCAGGUGGGCAUCCCGGUGCUGCUACAUCAAGCCCGACAUUCGGUGAGGUUGUUGGGUGGUUUCAUUCGAUGGCAACCAACGGCAUGCUUAGCGUCAACUACCCGCCGAUUUACCGCAGCUUCACCAAAAACUUUGCGUUCAGCACCGGGCUGAUUCCUUGGAAACAAAUGCAGAUGUCGAUUGACGAUUUUAGAAAUAAGACCGGGGGCAAUCUGACAAACGACAAUGUCCAAUUCCUUGAAAAUGCCACGCUUAUAUUUGACGAAGGGUCUGGUACCUCGAGUAAUGCAAAACGUUCAUGGAAUUCCAUUUUCAAUUCUGCCGGUAUUGCGGUUCGGGAGAUAUCCACGUCGAUCAAUGAGACAUCCAAAGCAGGUGGCACUGAGGACGAGGGCGGCAUUAAUCAUGUUGUCAAGGGAAUCCAGGCAUACGUCGAAAUGCUCUCGGUUCCGAAAUCUAAUACCUUUAUGACAGUGCUGUUGAUAUUUGCUAUCGUCGUUGCGGCCAUUGCGGUUGGUAUAUUGCUCUUCAAGGUUAUUCUUGAGGUCUGGGCUAUGUUUGCAUCUUUUCCGAAGAAAUUAACGAACUUCCGGAAGGAUUACUGGGGAAUACUAGCGAGGACAAUCACCAAUUUGAUUCUCGUGUUGUACGGCAUCUUUACCCUCUACUGCGUUUUCCAAUUCACCCGAGGCGAUUCAUGGGCCGCCAAAGUCCUUGCAGGUGUCACCCUCGCCAUUUUUACCGGGAUUCUAGGAUAUUUUACGUUCAAGAUUUGGAGUGUGGCUCGAAAAUAUAAGAAAGUAGAAGGUAGUGCAGCUGCGCUAUACGAAGAUCGGGAAACAUGGCGGAAAUACAGUCUUUUCUACGACAACUACAGAAAGGGAUAUUGGUGGAUUUUCGUCCCCACCAUCGUCUACAUGCUUGCAAGAGGUUGCAUCAUUGCUGGGGGCGAUGGCCAUGGACUCGUCCAGACGGCUGGCCAACUUAUCGUCGAGGCAAUCAUGUUCAUCCUCCUCCUGUGGUCGAGACCCUACGAAGCAAAGUCAGGCCAAUGGAUCAAUAUAUCCAUUCAAGUGGUCCGUGUCCUCUCUGUUGCAUGCAUUCUAGUCUUCGUUCAGGAGCUGGGGCUGUCAACGACAACGCAAACAGUCACUGGUGUCGUUCUGAUUGCAGUUCAAUCAGCACUGACUGGCAUCCUUGCCAUUUUGAUCGUUGUCAAUGCCAUAAUACUUCUGUUCAAGAAGAACCCACAUUCCGCGAGGAGGCGGAAAGACCCUGAAACCAUGGAUCGAGACCUAGAUAACCUCACUCCCCUAGACGCUCGAAAUUCCCUUCUAGAAACCGUUCCCCCGCACUACUCUUCUUGGAGAGGCUCAACGGGCUACUACAACCGCACCUCCCCUUACGAUCCUUACAUGGGUUCAUCCACUAGCGAAAAAUCUCACCACAUGUAUACAAACAGCACCGACCAUUUAAUCCCAGCAAAUGCGGACAACAUAAACCAUAUGAAUAUGAGGGACCCAUCACCCGAACGACAAUUUUCGAGGCCUAUGAUCGGACAGGCGUACUAGAAAAGAACAUGUCCAAACUCGGGCCAUUACCUCUCAAAAAAUCUCCAGACCUAGACCACACACAUACAUCACCGCCACAAAUCGGUUUUCUUUUCAUUUUCCUCAUUGUUUUAAUAAUGUUUAUGCUAUACUACAUAUACUACAUUUCCUCUUUCCUUCUCGCUUUCGGCCCCGAUCGUUCUCCCUAUUAGCGAUUUUCACAGUCUCUGGUUCAAGCCAUAUAUAUAUAUAUAUA
Histoplasma capsulatum G186AR is the source of this 2693-nucleotide messenger RNA. Its product is annotated as DUF907 domain-containing protein. Bases 314 to 2458 code for a protein of 714 amino acids. Lineage: Eukaryota; Fungi; Ascomycota; Eurotiomycetes; Onygenales; Ajellomycetaceae. The transcript has 4 exons. The record is from RefSeq and is a predicted model, not a curated record. Gene Ontology annotation, biological process: fungal-type cell wall biogenesis; transmembrane transport.